Moneuplotes crassus is the source of this 789-nucleotide messenger RNA. The record is from the annotation of a GenBank genome assembly. NCBI's taxonomy places the organism in Eukaryota, Ciliophora, Spirotrichea, Euplotida, Euplotidae.
UCCAAGUGCAACAAUGAGUAGUUUGUAUACAGAUCCUUUAUCCAUGAAGACAAGUGAUGUUGAAGUUAAAAAGUACAGCUCACAGCAAUUGCUAACAAUUUUUGAAGAUCAAUCGAAAGGGCUUAAAACCACCUAUGAUGAAUACACUCAAAUCCAUGGCAGGCAAAUCGAUCCUCAUGAUCUUAACCACAUGCUCACCAGGUUUGGAAGGGAGCAAACUGAUCAUGAAGAGCUUGCCCGGUUCCAGGCUGCAACAGAAUCUUUCAGCAAUAAUAAGGCAAUGAUAAGAAUUAUGGAAGGCAAAAAUAUCGAUAAAUCAAUGUCAAGGGCAAUGUUCAAGUACAUUUGUCCAGAGAGCGAACGGAUGGACAAAAAGUCCUUUUCAACCUUUGUCCAAAACUUCGGGUUAGACACUUAUGGACUCACUAAUGACCAAAUAUUUGACGUGAUUUCUAAUAACAAGGGCUAUAUUGCCGAUGAGGAUUUCUUUGAUUUUGUUGCUGAUAUUCCUCUAGAACCCGUGCAGAUCAACUCUAAAAAGCAAAGAGUGAAGCAAAAUAACAGAUUACCUGAAGAAGAGAAAAUACCGAAAGAAGAGUCUAAAACCCUGCCUUCAAAUAACAAAAAGCCUAAGUCCAAAGUGACCAAGGACACGAAGGAGAAAGCCAAGAAGGAUAAGAACAAGGCUAAGAAGGACAAGAGCAAGACUAAGAGAAGUAAGGAAAAGAAGAACAAGAAUAAAAAUAACAAAAAGGUGGUUCUUACUUAAUUUCCAACAGUUUUCAACAA